GAAAAUCAUUGUAAAAUAGAACAUUCCAGACUCGUUCUGCUGUGCGGCACGGUUGUAUAGCCGGCAUUUUGUUUUACUUUUAAAAUAUUGGAUAAUAUUAUAUAAAACAAUAUGUAUCGCUUACCGGUUCAUCUUAAUGGAGUCGCAAGACAACAAGCUAAGCAGUUGAUGCAGUUACAACGUUGGUACGCAAAAGAUGUUCGCUUCGGACCGGAAGUUAGAGCCCUCAUGUUGCAAGGGGUCGACAUUCUUGCUGAUGCUGUAGCUGUUACAAUGGGGCCAAAGGGAAGGAAUGUUAUUAUUGAACAAUCAUGGGGAUCACCGAAAAUAACUAAGGAUGGAGUAACAGUUGCCAAGGGGGUUGAAUUGAAAGAUAAAUUCCAAAAUAUUGGAGCACGUUUGGUUCAAGAUGUAGCCAAUAAUACAAAUGAAGAGGCAGGAGAUGGUACUACAACAGCUACAGUUUUAGCAAGAUCAAUUGCCAAGGAAGGAUUUGAAAACCUUGGAAAAGGUGCCAACCCAGUAGAAAUUCGUAAAGGGAUAAUGAUAGCUGUCGAGCAGAUUACUGCUACUUUAAAGCAGUUAUCCCGACCUGUUACAACACCAGAGGAAGUUGCUCAGGUGGCAACAAUCUCGGCAAAUGGUGACAAGAAGAUUGGUGACUUAAUCUCAGAUGCUAUGAAACGUGUGGGCAAAGAUGGUGUCAUCACUGUAAAAGAUGGCAAGACUUUGAAUGAUGAAUUGGAGGUCAUUGAAGGGAUGAAAUUUGAUCGUGGUUAUGUCUCUCCCUACUUUGUUAAUACUACAAAAGGAGCCAAAGUAGAAUAUCAGGAUGCCCUUAUUUUGUUUAGUGAAAAGAAGAUUUCUUCAGUUCAGUCUAUUGUACCUGUUUUGGAAUUAGCAAAUGCACAGAGAAAACCUCUUAUAAUAAUUGCAGAAGAUAUUGAUGGUGAAGCUUUGUCUACACUGGUGGUUAACAGAUUGCGUAUUGGACUUCAAGUGGCUGCAGUAAAGGCUCCAGGGUUUGGAGACAACCGUAAAGCCACAUUGGUCGAUAUGGCUAUUGCAACUGGGGGUAUUGUGUUUGGAGAUGAAGCAAACGUAGUCAAACUAGAAGAUGUUCAACUUGCUGAUUUGGGGCAAGUAGGAGAAGUAUUAAUUACAAAAGAUGAUACACUUCUUCUCAAAGGAAAGGGUAAAAAAGAAGAGGUAGAUAAACGUGCAGAUCAAAUUCGUGAUCAAAUUGAAACCACUACAUCUGAAUAUGAGAAGGAGAAGUUACAAGAACGUUUGGCUCGUUUGUCUGCAGGCGUUGCGGUGUUGAAAGUUGGCGGAAGUAGUGAGGUGGAGGUUAACGAGAAAAAAGACCGCGUUAACGAUGCAUUGAAUGCUACGCGGGCUGCGGUAGCUGAAGGUAUUGUUCCCGGGGGUGGCACCGCUCUCCUACGUUGCAUCUCUGCUCUAGAACAACUGAAACCAUCAAAUCAAGACCAAACGAUUGGUAUUGAAAUCGUGAGAAAAGCUUUACGUGUCCCAUGCAUGACGAUUGCAAAGAAUGCGGGUAAAGAUGGGUCUUUAGUUGUCGCCAAAGUGGAACAGAACUCUGGUGAUUACGGUUACGACGCGCUCAACGACGAAUAUGUUAAUAUGUUUGAAAGAGGCAUCAUAGAUCCAACAAAAGUCGUACGUACUGCUGUGACAGACGCUUCCGGUGUAGCAUCACUUCUGACAACAGCCGAGGCCGUAAUAACUGAAAUUCCCAAAGAAGAACCACCACUUCCUGGUGGCGCCGGCGGAAUGGGUGGCAUGGGAGGAAUGGGUGGAAUGAUGUAAUUUCAUUUCAAAAAGAAAAACAGACUGCGAUAAUAUUAACAUUCUUUCGUGUUAGUUAGUUCGGUAUAUUUUUUACUACUGCUCGUUUUCAAGUUCAUUUUUGAUUGAUUUUCGGUAGCGUUGUUACUUGUUGCUGCGAAAUGAAAUGCGUUUAAAUGUUUCAUAUUUCUCUUCUCGUUUUUCCUUUCAUUUUUUUAGGAGAGAAGAAACCUUCGAAUUUUUUACUUAUUUCAAUUUUUCAUUGAAUUUUUAAAAACGAGUCGAGAGAAAUGAAAAGAAUAAUUAAUUGUAUUGGUAGAUAUCAUCUAGUGUUCUUGUGAAUGAUUGUAGUGAAUUAAAUAUAUUGGUUCGGCUCGGGACCGAUUUAUUCACUUGGACUCCCUGAGCUGGGUCUAUCGUGUACGUGAUCUGAGGGACAUCAUACUGCAUUUUUUUAGUUGUGGUUUAUAAUUAAAUAUGUAUGUAAUAUCUGA
Messenger RNA from Agrilus planipennis (emerald ash borer), 2306 nucleotides. It is a transcript of the gene Hsp60A, whose product is annotated as heat shock protein 60A. Bases 112 to 1833 code for a protein of 573 amino acids. Gene Ontology annotation, cellular component: mitochondrial inner membrane; mitochondrial matrix. Gene Ontology annotation, biological process: protein refolding; protein import into mitochondrial intermembrane space; mitochondrial unfolded protein response. Gene Ontology annotation, molecular function: ATP binding; ATP-dependent protein folding chaperone; protein-folding chaperone binding. The transcript has 9 exons. NCBI's taxonomy places the organism in Eukaryota, Metazoa, Arthropoda, Insecta, Coleoptera, Buprestidae. The record is from RefSeq and is a predicted model, not a curated record.